Messenger RNA from Raphanus sativus (radish), 1902 nucleotides. RefSeq lists its product as uncharacterized. Lineage: Eukaryota; Viridiplantae; Streptophyta; Magnoliopsida; Brassicales; Brassicaceae. The record is from RefSeq and is a predicted model, not a curated record. The transcript is spliced from 2 exons. The coding region runs from base 263 to 1498 and encodes 411 amino acids.
ACAAUAAUUAGUCAUCUCUCUCUCUCUCUCUCCUCUUCUUUCGACCCUAAAAGCUCUCUCUCGUGUGCUUUUUUAAUUAAUCCCCUGGGCAAAAUCUGUCGGAGCCGUCCAUUUUCAUCGGUAAGAGUAUCAAUUUGUUAGAUCUAGGGUUCUUCUUCUUCCCCGUGGGAGAUAGAUUUCAUGGUGUGAUAGAUCUGGCGUUCCUAGGGUUCUUCGCCCUCGGGUGUGAUUGCAUUGCGCUGAAAUUGGAGGUGGUGUGUACAUGGAGAGAGGUGGGAGGAGAUCCGGUGGUGUAUUAAUCAAAAAACGAAGCUCCUCUGGUUGCUUGAUUCUCAAGAAGAAGAAGAGCGAUGCGAUUGGUAACCUUAGGUCUACGAGUGAUUCCGAGUCUAGCGAUAAGCCUCACUAUGGCAAUAAUGUAGAAGAGUCUCGUUUUGGGUUGAAAAGGGAUUAUUAUUAUCCUGAGGAUUGUUUUGUUGGGAAUAGCAGAGAGUGGAAGGAGAGGCAUAGAUUAGAAGAAGAUGAAGAGAGCGAAGAUGAGUUGUUGAGGAGAUCCUAUGAUGGUAUGGGUAAGAAAUCAUAUAAUAGGGAAUGUGGAACUGCCUCUAGUAGUAAAUAUUUAGAUAUUGAGAGGAAGAGAAGAAGAAGAAGACCAUGUUUAGAUAAGCAGCUUCUUGUUGUUGGUGGGAACGAGAGUAUACAGAACAACAAGCCUUACAUGGAUUUGGAUCGACCAAUCAGGGUUCAGGGCAAAAACGGUGUCCUCAAGGUCAUGCCUAGGGUGAUGAGAGGAGGGUUACCACAUCAUGUCCACCAAGCUAAACAACAACAACAACCUGGGGAGACUGGUAAAAUACGUGUUGCUAUCAAGACUGAAGAUAUGCUUCCCCCUACUACUGCAAGGAUACACCACUCAAAUGGGUUGAAAAUACACACGAAGAGCCAAGAUUCUGAAGACAGUGAUUCUUCAGGGCGGCUGCAGAAGAGGAUCGUUCAACCUCACAAGGUUUUGAAGGUUGAGAGAGAGAAAGCUUUACCCGAGGCGCCGAUUCUUCCGAAAACCAAAGAAGGCAAGGUUAAGCGGGGUUCAGGCACGGAGAAGCAGAGAUUACGUGAGCGGAUCAGAGAAAUGUUGCUGGAAGCAGGGUGGACUAUUGACUAUAGACCUAGAAGGAAUAGGGACUACUUAGAUGCUGUUUAUAUAAGCCCCAGGGGAACUGCAUAUUGGUCUAUUAUCAAGGCUUAUGAAGCCCUUCUUAAGCAGGUCAAUAGUGGGGAAAUAGUGGCCAAGCCUUGUGAAGUUGGUUCCGCUGCUACUCUCAUCUCAGAUGAGAUACUCAGUCAGUUAACGCGGAAAACCAAAAGGAAGAUUGAAAACGAUAUGAAAAGGGGGGUGGAACAAUGUGCCAAUGAUAGUGAUGGACAAGGAAGUCUUGGUGAUUUUACAGCUCCUCUUGAUGACGGACUUACACAUGUCUCACUGGAUCUAUCUGGUUGACCGUGUCUUGGUUACAAUUUAGACCGUGGGAACAUACUGCACUCAGGUCCGUCCAGUUUCAGGUUUUUCUUUGUACCAUUUAGUUGGUGGAUAGCUUCUUCCAGUCAAUGUUUUAUCUGCUGGUGAACCUUGCAGCUUCAUGAUUGAAAAGUAUUGGAGCCGCUUGGUAUUGAGUGUGCACCGAUAGCUUUUUCCUGGAUCUUUCUCUGUAAUUUUAGCAUGUUGAAGUUGACCAAUGUCAUGCUCUUGUUUCUUCUAUCAGAACACUAUUCUAGCUAGAUGUUUGUCAAAUAUUUCUCUCUUUGAAUCUGCAAUGACUCAAUGAGUCUUCUUUGCGUAGCCUCUAAAUUAGUUUUAAUAUUACUAACUUUUAUUUAUUUAUUUAUGAUAACGCCUUUCUCAUU